This is a messenger RNA of Cataglyphis hispanica, 2074 nucleotides long. RefSeq names its product methylated-DNA--protein-cysteine methyltransferase (gene agt). Lineage: Eukaryota; Metazoa; Arthropoda; Insecta; Hymenoptera; Formicidae. Bases 132 to 692 code for a protein of 186 amino acids. The record is from RefSeq and is a predicted model, not a curated record. Gene Ontology annotation, molecular function: methylated-DNA-[protein]-cysteine S-methyltransferase activity. Gene Ontology annotation, biological process: DNA repair. The transcript is spliced from 2 exons.
GCUCUUACAUCAAAUAUGUAUGGUGGAAUAUAGAAUAAGAGGGACUGAUGCAGUUCGGAAUUGUUCAAAAUAAAUCUAACAUUAUUUAUCGAUUACAUCUAUAAGUGAUAUUCUUUAAUUGCUUCAUUAUUAUGGUUUUAUUUCGAAGUAUAAUGGUGGACGAAUACAAGAACAAAUAUAUGUGGUUCCAGCAACUGUAUGCAUUCCACCAAACACCUUUCGGGAAAUGCCUCAUCGCUAUAACUGACACUACUGAUGAAGAUGUAACUUAUUUAGGAUUCGUCGAUGAGGACGAAGGUAAAGCUCUGGAAAUUCUAAAGCAGAAAUGGCCGAUGACUAAAACAUUAAAAGAUACCGAAAAUAAAACAAAGACUGUUAUUGAAAAAAUUUUUCAUUCUGACACAUCUCAUCUGCAUUCUGUUGGUGUCCUAAUGAAAGGUACAGAGUUUCAAAUUAAAGUGUGGAGAUCUUUGAUAAAUAUCCCUAAGGAAACAAUCACUACAUAUGAAAAGAUUGCGCAGAUGAUUGAUAAUCCCAAAGCUGCAAUAGCAGUGGGAAAUGCAAUUUCUAAGAAUUAUAUUGCGUACAUUGUACCAUGUCACCGUGUGAAAGGAAAGAAUGGCAGCAAUAAAUAUGCCUGGGGAGUUGAAAGAAAGGAAGCCAUCCUGGAAUAUGAAAGCCAACAUAUAUAGUAUAAUGCUAUCAUAUGAAAAGAAGGAAUGGCAACAGUAAAUAUGCCUAGGAAGUAGAAUGGAAAGAAGCUGUCUUGAAAUAUGAUAACAAACACAUAAGAUGCAUAAAAUAUUACAAAUAUUUAAUUAUUUUCUACUCAUAUAUACAUAUAUAUAAUACAUUUUUGCAUUUAUUUGCAUUCUAAAGCUUUUUAUUUUAUUUUGUAGUUACUCUUAUAUUCAAUGUAUGUUUAACUGCCAAUAGUUUGCAAAAUUCAUAUACACAUGAUUUUUUUUAUUCUCUCUGCUAUCAAGUAUUUUAAAAAAGAAUCUGAAUAAUAAAUAACCAAUUAAGAAUACAUCAUGUAAGUUCCCUAUUUUUGAUCUUAGAUAUAUAAUAUAAAUUGCAUAUAUAUAUUGGCGAUAAAGAUUUAUUUUUCUUACAUACAAUGGAUCAUGUAAAAGUACAAAAUUCUUUUCGUUAGUGUAAUAAAAUACAGUGAACACACAUCCUCUAAAGAUUCCUCUUUUGAUAUCAAAUUUUUCUUAAAAAUACCAAUUAUUGUCACAUAUAUUUACAUUUUGUUGUGUUAAGUCAGUUAUAUAGGGUUUGCUUUUUAUAGUUGAAUGGCCGCACUAGUUCAGAGUUUAUCUUUUUCUCUCCACAUUAGAAAAAGAAAGAUAAGUUCUAAACUAGUGCAGCCAAUUCAGCUAUAAAGAACAGACCUAUAAUUCUGCUAAAUACUUAUACAUAAUUGUAAAAAAAUGUAGAAAUAAAUAAAAACUAGUUUUUCAUUAUAUGCAAAUUACAUACUUCAAUAAAAAUUGAUAUUUUCCCAUCUGUACCUUAAUAGUUUCUGAUGUUACUUUGAAUUUUAUAUUUUGCGGAAAUAGCAAUAUGUAUCUAUUGCGAUUUAUCUUGAAAUUUUAUUUUAAAUAAUUUUUAUUCUGUAACACAUGUCUCACACAUUUUAUUAUUGCUUACUUGUCUUAUUUAUACAACUGUACAUCCUUCAUUAUUAUUAUAAUUACUUCAUUAUAAUUACAGAGUAAAUUUUUUUUACUAUUAUUUAUAUUAAAUACAAGUUACAUACCCAAGAAACACAUUUAUAAAAACGUGAAAUUGAAUUGUCGGCGACAUAUAAUUUAUAUUAUUAGGUAUAAUUUUCUAUAUAACUUUAUAAUUAGGCAAAAGUAAUAAAUGUAUAUUUUUUGAAAUGUGAUACUAUUGAUAUUAUACACUAAUAAAUAAUAAGUUUACACAGUAUGUACAUCUAUCUCCAUUUUUAUAUUAGUUUAACUGUGAAAGCAAGUUGGAACCAUGAAUAGCACAGAUAUAAAUUUAGUGUCAACCUUUUAUAAACGUGAUUAUAAUAAAUAUUAUAUUUUUAUGUAAUAUUAAA